GGGGGAGGGACGCCCUGGAGUCAGCAGUUCUGUGCGGGGACCGGGACGUCAGAGCCCCGGCCAUGAGCUGACCGGGCACCAGAGGGACCGGGGAGACCGCCGGAUGAGUUUGCCGUUUCGCUGGUGGAGAAGAUGCAGGCUCAGGAAAUCCUGCGGAGCCUGCGGCUCCCCGAGUUUGAUGACCUCAGCCAGUUCUUCCGCAACCUGCCGGCCACGGCGCUGGUGGGCGUUGGUGCCUUCGCAGCUGUUGUCGCCUAUUGGUUUGCCAGCCGGCCCAGGGCCGUGAAGCCGCCCUGCGACCUGCGCAUGCAGUCGGAAGAAGUCGAGGGCCUGACUGGGGCGCGCCGCUCGGUGAUUGGGGACAGCCCACAGCUGCUGACACACUACUAUGAUGAUGCCAGGACCAUGUACGAGGUCUUCAGGAGGGGAUUCAGCAUCUCUGAGAAUGGCCCCUGCCUUGGGUUCAGGAAGCCUAAGCAGCCCUACCAGUGGCUGUCCUACAAGGAGGUGGCUGAAAGAGCAGAAGCUCUGGGUUCAGGCCUUUUGCAGCAGGGCUGCAAGCCAUCCACGAAGCAGUUCAUUGGUGUCUUUGCUCAAAACCGUCCAGAGUGGAUCAUCUCUGAGCUGGCUUGCUACACCUAUUCCAUGGUGGUUGUUCCCCUGUAUGACACCUUAGGUGCUGGAGCCAUUCAGUACAUUGUCAACACAGCUGACAUUUCCACGGUCAUUUGUGACAAGCCUGAAAAAGCCAGGGUACUCCUUGACCAUGUGGAGAGGAGAGAAACACCAGGCCUGAGAUCUAUCAUCCUGAUGGACCCAUUUGAGAAGGAGUUGACAGAGAGAGGGAAGCGCUGUGGGGUUUGCAUCCAGACCAUGCAGGAGGUGGAGGACUGUGGCCGUGAGAGUCGACAUGUGCCUGUGCCUCCUCGACCAGAAGAUCUUUCAAUUGUCUGUUUUACUAGUGGCACUACAGGAAAUCCCAAAGGUGCUAUGCUGACUCAUGGAAACGUGGUGGCGGAUUUUUCAGGCUUUUUGAAAGUGACAGAGAAAGUGAUCUUUCCGAGACAGGACGAUGUGCUCAUCUCCUUCCUGCCUCUGGCUCACAUGUUUGAAAGAGUUAUACAGUCUGUAGUAUACUGCCACGGAGGGCGAAUUGGCUUCUUCCAAGGAGAUAUUCGCCUCCUGUCUGAUGAUAUGAAGGCACUGCGGCCAACCAUCUUCCCUGUCGUGCCACGGCUGUUGAACAGAAUGUAUGACAAGAUCUUCAGCCAGGCUGACACAUCCCUCAAGCGCUGGAUCCUGGAAUUUGCAGCAAGACGGAAAAAGGCUGAAGUUCAAAAUGGCAUCAUUAGAAAUGACAGUUUGUGGGAUAAACUUUUCUUUAAUAAAAUACAGGCAAGUCUUGGGGGUUGUGUCCGCAUGAUAGUGACAGGUGCUGCCCCUGCAUCCCCAGCUGUCCUGGGCUUCCUCCGCGCAGCCCUUGGAUGCCAGGUUUAUGAAGGCUAUGGCCAAACAGAAUGCACAGCUGGAUGUACCUUUACAACUCCAGGUGACUGGACAUCAGGUCAUGUAGGAGCCCCUUUGCCCUGUAACUUAAUCAGAUUGAAGGAUGUGGAAGAACUGAAUUAUUUUGCUUCCAAAGGAGAAGGAGAGAUCUGUGUGAAAGGACCCAAUGUGUUUAAAGGUUACUUGAAAGAUGAAGAGAGGACAGCUGAAGCACUGGACCAGGAGGGCUGGCUUCACACAGGAGACAUUGGAAAAUGGCUACCUAAUGGGACCCUUAAAAUUAUUGAUCGGAAAAAGCAUAUAUUUAAACUUGCUCAGGGAGAAUAUAUUGCACCAGAGAAGAUAGAGAAUAUCUACAUCCGCAGUGACCCUGUUGCUCAGAUCUACGUCCAUGGAGACAGCCUGCAGGCCUUCCUGGUGGGAAUUGUGGUGCCUGAUUCUGAAGUUAUGCCAGGUUGGGCAAAAAAAAGAGGGUUUGAAGGAACAUAUGCAGAACUCUGUAAAAAUAAGGAACUGCAGCAAGCGAUCAUGGAAGACAUGGUACGGUUAGGGAAGGAGAGUGGGCUUCACUCCUUUGAGCAGGUCAAAGCCAUUUAUAUUCACUCUGACAUGUUCUCAGUGCAAAAUGGUUUGUUGACACCAACAUUAAAGGCUAAGAGACCAGAACUCAGAGAUUACUUCAAAAAACAAAUAGAAGAGCUGUAUUCAAGUAUCUCCAUCUGAAAUCACUGGAAGAAUCUUCUGAGUAAUGGACUUCAUAGCAAUAUUAGAAUAAUACACAAAAAGUACAGAGCCAGAAUGACACUGAUGAAAUGGAUAAGCAUCUGAAUCUUACAUUUGAGCCUUUCAUUUUUCUAGGAAUUCAUCACUAACCAUAUUUUCCCUUCUUUUUGCCAUCAGGUGUGAUACAAUUUCUUUUUUACUCUAGGUACACAGUAAGGCACUACUAAAAGUUGUGCUAAAUUGCCAUAAAAUACGCAGAAAUUUCAGUCUAUGACCAAGUAAAUUAUGGAAUAACAAUAUCUUAUAAAUAACCACAAACAUUUCUAAUUAAAAUAGGGAAAAUUUCAAGUAUGUCUGCUGAAAUUUGAUGAUAUAUAACCUAAUAUAUGAGAAACUAAAAUCAUAAAUAAUUCAAUAUUGUUGUCUACCUCAAAUAACCAGUGAUUGAUGGUGAAAGUAAUAGUCUAUUUUCUCUGAUUUGGAUCUUCGAGAUGGAUAUUGGUUUAUAUAGUAAGUGAUAGAUUUUAUAUUUUUCAGGACAUAAAUUGCAUUGAUUUGAUUUAAUCAUUGAUGACUUAACAACCAGAACAGAAAUAGGAAGGAAUUUCCCACUGUUUGUAUUUAAUAGGCCUAUUAGUAUAUUACAUCUAAUAGAUUAAUGUUACCUUGAAAUUAAAGGAACAGAAUAGGAAGUAAUAGCACAGAAUUCUCUCUAUUUCCUUUUCAUCCAAACACAAUUUAUCCACUGUAUGCAGAUUCUGCAUUAGGGCUCCUUCAGUCCAGUGCACAAACGGACAUCUGAACUGCUCAAACUGAGAAGGCUGCAAAAGCAUCACUGGCUCUGUGGUGGCUUUAGGUGGGAGUUCACGAUAAUCCAUAUGCUCCCAGUCCCUAAUUUAUUACUUCACAUGUUGCUAACACUGUGUAGUCCAGCUGGACUAACUCCUGUUCAGGAUCAGCGCUAAGGAAAUGGAGCAUAAGGAAUAAGCUGUGAUUCUGGAUGGGGCUUAGCAGAAUGAAAGGGUUUGGGAAAAGGCCAGCCUGAGAUGCAGCAGUGGAGGGCAUCUUUUGUCUGGCCAUGGAAGGGGAAGGAAUACUGCCCCAAAAGACUCAUGGGGAUGGGAUAAAGGCUGUGUUAGCCAUUGCUGUGCAAGAUGUCACUGUGUGGCAGAACAAUGGACGUGAUGGCAGAAAGGCCUGUUCCGAGAAUGUCUUCAUUGUCACACAUCUGGAAGCAUCAAGUCCCACUGGCAUCACUUCCAGUGGCCUCUCUGGAAUAACCAGCAAGUUGUCUGGAUAAAAUAGAUUUCUGUGGUCAUCAGAAAAGGGAUCAGUCUCACAAGGAGUAGGAACAGACUCUAGAGCUCUGUCUUGGUACAGAGCACGGUACAAGGGAAAGAGGAAACUGUCAUGUCAAGUUGCUUGAAUACUUGGACUGUCGACGGCUUCUUUCUGCUAAACAGAAAGUCUAUUUUCCUAGCUGAUGUCUGCUGCACCAGUGCAUACUAGCAUGGAGCUGUGCCUGCUAGAUCUUUGCUAGGACAGUGGAAACACACUUAUUUUCUUUCUUAUGCUGGAAUACACUGUAGAUUUUUGAAGCUAAAAGUUUAAAUUUUUAAUCUAAACAGUAUCUUAUUUUCUCUCUGAGGUUCUGGUGCAUGCUUCCAAAUGAAAUAAAUUGAAUUAAUAAGUUAGUGUUAUAUGAAGACUGAUUUAUUGCAGUGAUUUCAGAAUAAAAAGAUACACAGGAAACCGUAUCAGUAACAUAAUGACUCAAAGAAUGUGGCAGUUUGAUUUAUCAAAUAUUCAUUUGUCUGAAUCUCUUUAUGUACCUGAUUCCUCAUUUGAUUUCAGUGCAAUGACUCAUAUCAGUACAAGGUAAGUAAAGAAAUAUCUGAGAUCUGAUGGGGUCAUCAUUUUUUACCAAUGUGUGCAGCAAUAGCAUCCCUGGGGAAUUUGAGUGUACCACGUCAAUAGAGGAUAGGGAUUAUUGCAUAAAAUCUAGCUCUUUAGGUCAAGUCAUAAAGGAUUUUUAUCUCAGUGGACUUUAGUUCAUAUCCUUUUUGUGUGAGCCAAAAGACAGUCAUUACAUAUACAGCCUUCAAAGCAAUGGAGAAUUAAAUUCAGUAGAAUUUCCUGUCAGUUUAAAUGCAACAGUUUUAAAAUAAAAAACCCAACCUAGUCAUCUAAGUAAGUAGAGAAAAGCUAUUUUUCACUGAUAUUUUUUUGUCAUUUGAAUUUAAUUUUCUUUUCUCUUAAGAUGAUUUCAGGCUUUUUGAGACAACUAAACUCUGUAUAAGUAUAGAAGAUCCCAAUACGAGUUUCUUUACAGCUUAGAUGGCUGUUAUUUUUACAUAUAUGAUGCUGAAUAAUAUAUCUAUAUUCUUCUUUUGGUAUUUGAUGCAAAAUGUCAGAUGCACUAGAGCCAAAUAGAUGAACACCAAAAUAAUAAGAAUGGCCACACUUGGAUGAUGAAAAAUCUGAGUUGCUUUUUGUGACAAUAAAAAUGUGACUGCCUUCAGAAAUUGUGAAAAAUAACAAAAAUAAACUAAAAGCUCUUUUAUACUUGUAUAAUCAGAUUUUCCUCUGCAGGUCACUCACCAUAAUAAUAACAAUGUUGUAAGAGAUUAACACCAGAAAAAGAGAGAUAGAUAAGGCAUGGGCUAAGCUCAGUCCUGCUUCUCUUCAAAUUACAGGAAUAUUUAUUUUGUAUUGAGCUUUCUUAAACUGAAACACUGCUUGUGACCACCAAUGAAAAAUCCCCAGGACUGUCCAAUAAUCAAUAAUCAGUUGUUUGGUUUUUGGUUUUGGUUUUAUUUUGUUUCGUGGUUUUUUUUUUUUUUUUUUGGGGGGGGGGUUGUUUUGUUUUAUG
Cinclus cinclus is the source of this 5101-nucleotide messenger RNA. RefSeq names its product acyl-CoA synthetase long chain family member 6 (gene ACSL6). The transcript is spliced from 21 exons. Gene Ontology annotation, cellular component: endoplasmic reticulum; membrane. NCBI's taxonomy places the organism in Eukaryota, Metazoa, Chordata, Aves, Passeriformes, Cinclidae. Gene Ontology annotation, molecular function: arachidonate-CoA ligase activity. Bases 133 to 2229 code for a protein of 698 amino acids. The record is from RefSeq and is a predicted model, not a curated record. Gene Ontology annotation, biological process: very long-chain fatty acid metabolic process; long-chain fatty-acyl-CoA biosynthetic process; long-chain fatty acid metabolic process.